Molecule: messenger RNA, 1119 nt
Organism: Aspergillus thermomutatus
Lineage: Eukaryota; Fungi; Ascomycota; Eurotiomycetes; Eurotiales; Aspergillaceae
Product: putative G-patch domain protein
Exons: 2
Coding region: 1-1119 (372 amino acids)
Cellular component (GO): kinetochore
Molecular function (GO): nucleic acid binding
Source: RefSeq, a predicted model, not a curated record
AUGCCCCCUCACUCACACCCCGCACACGGAGGAGAAGAAGAGGAGGAGGAUGACUACAUGUCGAUGGUGAUCGAGGAGCCGCAGCAGAAGGAGACAUUUGCUCAAAAAAAGCUCCGCAAGCAACGAGAGGCAGAAGCUCGCGCCAAAGUCCCCUCGAAAGCUGAACGUGCUGCCGAAGAAGCCGCCCGUCGAGAUGCAGCCCUGUCCAAGAGCACGCUGGACCCCUCUAACAAGGGGUUCCGAAUGAUGGCCAAACUCGGGUUCAAACCCGGUCAAACUCUAGGAAAGCAGCAGACAUCAAACGGAGAUAGUGAGCCCUCGCAUGACGCUAAAGAGGAACGUGUACGAUCCGAGCCGCUGAAUCUCGUGUUCAAAGAGGGCCGCGGAGGCAUUGGUUUGGACAGUGAGAAGAAGCGCAAAUUCCGGGAAGAGGCGGAAGAGGCUUUCAAGAAGGUUAAGCAGGAAGAAGGAGAUUACAGGGACCGCGUUCGGCAAGAGCGCGAGACGCGACGGACGGAAGCGCAAGUGCACGCGGCGCAAAAGGUAGCGGAGCGAUUAGAUGCCGAGGCUGAGGCUGAGGCUGCGGAUGGGGACGUGGAAACUGGAGAGGCGAGUCAAACGGAGAAAGAGGAUACAAUCCCGGAUAGGGAGCAGUCCCGCGAUGAGGGCUCAUCGGAAGAUUUGGCCGGUGACUCGCGCGCCGCACACGCCAAGGUGAAGGUCAAGCCCACCUCCCAGAUUAAUGUCUUGUAUAGAGGCUUAGUGCGCGAGCGUGAGGAGAAGGAGCGACCCCUGCAAAUGCGCCACGCUCUUCAGACUUCACUCCCUUCGUCAUUCUUUCCGAAUCCUCAGUUACCAGGGUACAACGAUCCUACGCUUGAGCCAGACGACAAAGAAGCACUCGGCUCCGGGCACGAUACGUCUACAAUACUGGAACAAGAAUUGGAGGAAGAAGACCCAGAACUUGAUGAGUUCAACGCGCUGGAUCCGAGUGAACGGCUGGCCCGGUUAGUCGUAUAUCUGCGUGAGCGACAUCGAUACUGUUUUUGGUGCAAGUAUCGCUACGAGACUGAUGAGAUGGAGGGAUGUCCUGGUCUCACUGAAGAAGAUCAUGAUUGA